Messenger RNA from Parnassius apollo (apollo), 309 nucleotides. The record is from the annotation of a GenBank genome assembly. Lineage: Eukaryota; Metazoa; Arthropoda; Insecta; Lepidoptera; Papilionidae.
AUGGAUUUGGAAUUGGUGAAAGGGCUAUUGGAAACCAUCCGAAAUGCAAUGGUUUCAAAUAAGCGGCACGACGACGUCGCGGUGCCAAUUUUCGAUCCGGACGAAAGCAACGACGGAGCAGCUGCCUAUGCAAAUUAUUUCAAUAUGGAUUUGGAAUUGGUGAAAGGGCUAUUGGAAACCAUCCGAAAUGCAAUGGUUUCAAAUAAGCGGCACGACUACGUCGCGGUGCCAAUUUUAGAUCCGGACGAAAGCAACGACGGAGCAGCUGCCUGGUGCGAAAGCUUCGAUAUUAUUUGGGAGACGAGUUAA